AUUUCACAUCGCUGUUAGAAAAGAUGAUGCGUCCUUUUGCUGCAGUUUUGGAAAGAUGGGCUUGUAAUACGCUGUGGCAGAGUCAGCUACAGAUUAUUUGAAGCCAUGGUUGACCACCUAUAUCUGAAUGUCAUGAAUGAAUUAACUGAUCUUUGCGCUUAUCUUUUCUCUCGUCGAGCAAAUGAGCUCUGUCCCAACAUCUGCACCUGGAAGGUUGGAGGUUUUGCAAGCUGAAAUGUCUCCAAUAAAACAAGUUCUGCCUGAGACCGAGGGAUUUUAUGCAUGGAAUUCUCAUGAUUCAGUGAUACGGAAUGCAAUUUCUCGUGUACUUGCGGGAUGCUCUGGUACAUUGCAGCAAGAUCUCCGUCGAGUUCAGCGGCCAUUUCGUUGGAUUGUAAUUAAAUCAGCGUCGAUAAUCUUUGCCCAGAUUAAAGAGAAAGUUGCAAUUGAGACAAAAAGAAUGAAAUAUGGGUGUAGCCCAUGCGUGACGGGAACAAGAAAUUUCUCUAUAAAGAAUUUUUUGUUCUGUUUUCAGUUAAGAAUUGCGUGGUCAUCUUGCCUUAUUCCUCGUCAACACACUUGUGGUUUCAGUUCCCUAGGAUCAUUGCUGUUUGAACAUUUAACUGGAUAGCAUUGAUGAUUGAAGUUGGCCGAUGAAAAGAAGCCAUCAGUCUGUGAGGCGUGCUUUCCUCACAGCUGAGUG
Messenger RNA from Hyaloscypha bicolor E, 703 nucleotides. RefSeq lists its product as uncharacterized. The record is from RefSeq and is a predicted model, not a curated record. Bases 182 to 631 code for a protein of 149 amino acids. The transcript has a single exon. NCBI's taxonomy places the organism in Eukaryota, Fungi, Ascomycota, Leotiomycetes, Helotiales, Hyaloscyphaceae.